Colletotrichum chrysophilum is the source of this 4299-nucleotide messenger RNA. RefSeq lists its product as uncharacterized. Gene Ontology annotation, molecular function: ATP binding; ABC-type transporter activity; ATP hydrolysis activity. The transcript is spliced from 12 exons. NCBI's taxonomy places the organism in Eukaryota, Fungi, Ascomycota, Sordariomycetes, Glomerellales, Glomerellaceae. Gene Ontology annotation, biological process: transmembrane transport. The record is from RefSeq and is a predicted model, not a curated record. Gene Ontology annotation, cellular component: membrane. Bases 1 to 4299 code for a protein of 1432 amino acids.
AUGGACAACUCGACUUCAACCAUGUGCUCCCCAGCCGCCGACGAUUCUUUCGGCCCAAUCAUCCAGGACUGCCGCGACGGCUUCGACUUCACUCUUACUUUUGAACAAUGCCUCUUCACUAUUCUCCCUGCCUCGCUGCUGCUUCUUGUCGCCCCUCUUCGUCUCUUUCAACUCGGGAAGCUUCCUCGCGCUGUCUCUGGAAACAUUCUUCGUCUAUGCAAGAUCGCCGCCAUCGGCGUCCUUGCCGUCUUGCAACUCACCCUGAUCGCACUCUGGGCGAUCCAUCGCGACGAAGGGCGUUUGCGCACCGUGUCUAUCGCGGCGUCUUGCGUGUCUUUCGCCGCCAGUCUGGUGUUUGGUGGUCUCUCGUACAUAGAACACUCGAAGAGCCUUAAGCCUUCGUCCAUCUUGAAUACAUACAUACUUGUCUCUCUGGUGCUGGAUGGAGCGAUCCUCCGCACCAUAUGGCUGUCGCACUUAAGCGCUGCCAUCAGCGCCGUCUUCACCGCCUCGUUUGCGUUGAAGACGGCCAUCGUGAUUCUCGAAGCCCAGGGGAAGACGAGGUAUCUUGUCGAUUCAGACGGUCGGUCGCUGAGCCCCGAGGAGACCAGUGGCAUUUACAGCCGCGGUCUCUUCUGGUGGCUCACGCCGCUGCUGAUGACUGGGUUCCGUCGUCUCCUGAAGCCGCUUGACUUGUUCACACUGGAUGAGUCCAUGUCGGCUGCGGUGCUGAGCGAGCGCUUCUGGAAGCAUUGGAACGAGUCAUCGCCGGCGUCGCAUGGCACUACGAACGAUUCACCUCGCCCGCACAGCUAUCCGCUCGUCUGGGCUUGCAUCAAGACGCUGAAGUGGCAGUUGUUGGCCGUUGUCCCUGUGAGGCUUUGUCUCCUGGGCUUCACCAUAUGCCAGCCUCUGGUCUUGAAUCGUUUCCUUGACUUCCUGCAAGACCCUUCCGAGGAUGUCAAUCAUGGCUAUGGUCUUAUUGGGUCAUACGGCCUCGUUUACCUUGGCAUCUCCAUCACGUCAAGCUUCUACUGGCACAAAGCCUUUCGCUCCUUGACUAUGCUCAGGGGCGUGUUGGUCGCCGCCGUCUACUCCAAGACGACGGAGCUCAGGAGUGCUUCCAGCGACGAUUCCGCAGCCGUUACUCUUAUGUCGACAGAUGUUGACGCCAUCAUCCGCGCCUGGCGGGAGAUACAUGAGUUUUGGGCCAACAUCAUCCAGUUCGCCCUUGCAACCUGGAUCCUCAGCAAUCACAUCGGCUACGCAGCCGCGGGCCCCAUCAUUGUGUCGGUUUUUGCUUUAAUAGUUACUUUCUUAUUCGCUCCUGCAACACAAAAGUAUCAAGUUGCGUGGAUAGAAAAGGUGCAAAAACGCAUCGGGAUUACUUCGGCAAUGAUGGGACAUGUCAAGAGCAUCAAGAUGUCCGGCCUUACCCAGAAGCUCUCUCAAACGAUUGCGGAUCUCAGAAUUUCGGAAAUGAAGGCCGCCACUCCGUUCCGCGUGAUUGCUGCAAUCACGUCGGCCGUGGCUCAGAUUCCCCUCAUGAUUUCCCCCGUGGUUGCUUUCGCAAUGUAUAUGGCCAUCAUCUCUAAGUCUGGAGAGACGCUCGAUGCAACCAAGCUGUUUGCUGCCCUCUCUCUGGUCAUUCUGUUGGCAAGCCCCCUGUUCUUCAUGUUUGAGACGGUCCUGGACUUGAGCGCGGCUCUUGGGUGUUUCCACCGCAUUGAGAACUACCUAUGCCGGCCGCCACGAAACGAUUACCGUUCAUUUCCAUCAAGCCCCUCUAUCAAAUCGUCUCACAAUGGGAAUGGUAGCUCUCAUGGGGAGAACAUCGAAGUCCGAGCUAAAGACGUAUCGUUUCGGUGGAAACAAGAGUCUGUCCCUGUUGUUUAUGGACUCAACUUCGGCGUCGGGGCCGGAGAGCUUGCCAUGGUCGUGGGAUCAGUGGCAGCUGGCAAGACUACAUUGUUGAAAGGUCUUCUCGGAGAGGUUCCUUACGUUGAUGGACUCGUUUCGUUGUCCAGCAGCAAGAUCUCAUGGUGCGAGCAAAGCCCGUGGCUAAUCAAUGAGACGAUUCGAAAGAACAUUACCUGCUUCUCAGAAUUCGACGAAAGCCUCUACCGACAAGUUUUGACCGCUUGCGAUCUUGAAAAGGAUCUUGCCAUAUUCCCGGAAGGCGAUCGUACGCUCAUCGGUAGCAAAGGUCUUGCUUUGAGUGGAGGCCAGAAGCAACGUAUCGCGCUUGCAAGGGCAGUCUACUCCAGGCCCCGGAUUGCACUCUUCGACGAUGUCUUCAGUGGCCUUGACAAUCACACAGCCAAGACAGUGUUCCGCAGACUUUUCAACCUGAAGGAAGGAAUCCUGCGGGCUUGGGGAACUACAGUCGUUCUUGCAACACAAUCAGAGUGCCUAGAGUCGGACGGUUACGUCAAAAGCCUUGCAACUCUCGAGGCCGGCAGCGGUGAUGAGGUCACUUCAAGCGAACCUCCCAUCGACACAUCCAGUAAUACGACCGGGAAAGAAGCCGCCAAAACCGCUGCCGAAACGGAAGAUAAGCGACGUCAGCUUGGAGACUGGAGCGUCUACAAUUACUACUUUGGAAGUGUUGGCGCCAUACUGGUGGCAGUCAUGCUUCUCCUCCAGAUGUCUUGGGCUUUCUUCUCGACUUUCCCGACGGUCUGGCUCAAGUUUUGGACCGACCAUAAUGUCGACAAUGCCGCCUCGGACUCGGCGUACUACCUCGGUGUCUAUGCUGCUUUGCAGGUCAGCGGCGUUGUUUGUUUCGCAAUUCUCAUCUGUGCCCCACUGGCCCUCUUCACAAGUACUGACAUCGGUUCCAUUACAACUCGGUUCUCCCAAGAUAUCGGCCUAGUCGACCGCAACUUGCCCCUGGCCCUGGUUGUAUCCCUCGCUAGCUUCUUCACCUGCAUAGGCAAGGCAUUCCUGAUUGCCUCCGCCUCUUGGUACAUCGCCAUCAGCUUCCCGGUCUUGAUACUCGUCUUCUACUUCAUCCAGAGGGCGUAUCUCCGUACCUCCCGCCAGCUCCGCUUCUUGGAUCUGGAGGAGAAAGCCCCGGUGUACACCCACUUCCUCGAGGCGCUUUCUGGGCUCCCCACCAUCCGCGCACACGCCGCGACGACACCCUCCAUAGCCCACUCCCACACCCUCAUCGACCGCUCGCAACGCCCCUUUUACAUCCUUCUUCUCACCCAGCAAUGGCUGACCCUCGUGCUCGACCUAACCACAACCGCACUAGCCCUGCUCGUGGUCGGCCUCGCAGUCCGCCUCCGUGAUACCGUCUCCGUAGGCCUGACGGGAGUCUCUCUAGUCCAGCUGAUCUCCUUUACCGAGACCCUCAAGAUGCUGAUCCAGUUCUGGACGUCUCUGGAGACAUCCAUCGGUGCUGUCGCGCGGAUCAAGAACUUUGCCGACGAUACUCCUGACGAGAUCGAGGAUGAUUUGCUCAAAAGGCAGCUCCUCUGCUCUGAAGGCCGACAAGGAGUAUCGGCGACGUUGCUUCCAGGAUGGCCUGACAAAGGGUGCAUUGAACUACGGGACAUCUCGGCUUCAUAUGCGUCCAGCGCCAAUGAUUGUGAUGAGAAAUCAGUGCCCAAGGCCCUAGACGGUAUCAGCAUCUCUAUUCGUGCGGGUGAGAAGAUUGGCAUCGUCGGACGCACUGGAAGUGGCAAAUCCUCGCUCCUCCUCGCCUUACUCCGUCUCCUGCCUCUAUCGUCGGGUUCAAUCCACAUUGAUGGCCUGUCUCUGGACAGACUCCCUCUUCUGGAACUCAGAUCGGCUCUGAUCGCAAUCACUCAGGACCAGUUCGUUCUCCCGGGAACAGUCCGCCAAAACAUCGACCCGUUUGCCGCGGCCUCUGACGAGAGCAUCACUUCCACACUGACACGUCUCGGUCUUUGGGAUGCCAUCCAGGAGAAAGGUGGCCUGGAUGCAGAAUUUGCCGAGGAGGCACUCAGUCACGGGCAGAGACAGCUCUUCUUCCUGGCGCGGGCUGUCUUGCGUCGCGAAGUAGGCAAAAUCGUUCUCUUGGACGAAGCAACGAGCAGCGUCGAUUCCCACACCGAGCGUAUGGUCAAGGACCUUAUUCGCGAGGAGUUCAAAGAACACACCGUCAUCGCGAUCGCGCAUCGCCUAGAAACUGUUGCUGACUUUGACCGAGUCGUAGUGCUUGACAAGGGACAUAUCGUAGAAGUCGGUGAGCCGCAGUCCCUCCUGCUUGAGAAGGGUGGAAAGUUCAAGGAGCUGUGGGAUGCGAGCAGGCAGAACCGGGUCUCUUGA